This is a messenger RNA of Equus caballus (horse), 555 nucleotides long. The record is from RefSeq and is a predicted model, not a curated record. NCBI's taxonomy places the organism in Eukaryota, Metazoa, Chordata, Mammalia, Perissodactyla, Equidae.
AUGCGGGUCUUUCUCCCGAGGGCGGCUUCGGGGCGGCGCGGCGGGGACCCCGGGCUCCGGUCCCCCAGCCCGGCUCGUCCGGAGCGGCCGGCCCGGCUCCUCGGUCACCGCGCAGCGCGCGCGCCGCCGGACCCAGCGUCCCCGCCGUGGUCCCCGCCGUGGUCCCCGCCGUGGUCCCCGCGGUCCCCGCGGGAAGGUCCCGGCGCUGGAGGCACGCGGCCCCGCUCCCCGCCGCCCGCGCGCCCGCGCCCCCGCGGCCCCGAGGAGGCGGAGGAGAAGGAGGCGGCGGCGGCGCGCGCCCGGGCGCUGCGGGGUCCCGGAGAAGUUUGCUGGCCCGGAACCAAGGCGCCGCCGCCGGCGGCACGCAGCUCGUCCGAGACCGGCCCCGCGGAGGUUACGGAGGGGACGUGCGGAAUGUCGGGGGGCGAGGGGCUGGGGCCCAGGCCGGGCGGCAGGGGCCCCAGGGGCUCAGGGAGGCACCGACUAGUGACAGGGUGCAGAGGAGCAGGGGACCGGAACACAGGCCAGCCUCGGGGCACAGUGGGCUGGGGGUAA